AUGGCCGCCGCGGUGCAGCGUAAGCUGGUGCAGCGGGUUUCUGAAACUGUCGUCACGUGCGAGGCUGACACCGUGGAAGCCCAAGAGCUAAGAGACGAAACUUGGCUGUUGCGUGUCGCUUCAAGCAACUUUGAGCGCUUCGCAGGUAUCGCAGAAAGCAAUAUCUAUCCCAGCAGGAGGUCUUUGACUUGGGGCAGCCUCUGCUCGGGCUCUGAGGGCGCUGCUUUCGUCAUGCGUGCGAUCAGUGCCGCCUUGCGUGAGUCGCGUCAGCCUCUAUUGGAGCAGGCACUUUUGCAACAACAGUUUCUGGCAGGUCGCAGACCGGGCAAGGCAGCAACAGCAGCAACGCAAGGUGGUGCACCGGGUGAACCAGAAGCAGCAGCUGGCUCCGCGCGGGAGGAUCACAAGGACGCAGAUGGCAAUGUUGACGCUGCCGCUCAAUUUGUGGACCAGUUGGCUGCUGCAGAAGACUCGGAAGAAGAUUCAGAUUCAGCUGCAGCAAGCAGCGAGAAAGACGAGAAACCCUGCCAGAAGGAUGUGGCAGACAUGCCAUGCUUGUUCACGGAUAUUUGUGACAUGGCAAAUGAUAUGGCAACCUGCAGCUGUCACGGUAGCAAAUGCUUUACACCAUCCGUAGACAUUCUAGUCGUAGGAACCAGCUGCAAGGACCUUUCCAAAGCAAACCCGAACAAGCGCAAAGAUUCGGAGCAGGCUACCUUCACCCAGGCGCAUUCACGCGGAGGGUCUGCACAAACAUACCACGGGUUGGUUGCUUAUCUUCGCAAGAAGAGACCACCGCUGGUGGUGUUCGAGAACGUCGACACCUUGGACGAGGGCUCGCAGAGCGGGAUGUCCAAUCAGCACAUCUUGAUGGAGCAGCUGGGGCAGCUGGGUUACGAGGGACAAGCGACCAUUUGUGAAGCAUCGAAGUUUGGUUUGAGUUUCCGGCGGAGGCGAUGCUACAUUUUCUUUGUCCAGGUUGCAGCAAAUCCCUUGAUCGAUUUCAACAUCAGGUCUGCGCAGACAUGCUUUCAGCAGUUCCGGCAGUUUUCUUCCAGCUGCAUGCGUGAGGGCCCUUCCCUGGAGACCCAGCUUCUCGCUCCGGAUCACCCAGCUGUGCUCGCAGAGCUGCAGUCGCGCGAGGACAAGAAAAAAGCGGAGGAUCCCACGCCUGGGGCGGCGUCCAGUGCUCAAUGGCCUGAGCAGCACAUGAAGUUUGCGGCGGAGCGAGGUGUGCUGUGGUGCCAAAAGGCUCCAGAGCAUCUGCGCAAUAACGCUUGGUAUCACACGCUUACCUCUCGUGAAAAGAAUGCUUUGCCUUUGCUGCAGCACCAGCACAGCUCCGAAUCCGCGAUGAUCAGGGAUUUGUCCCAGAGCAUCUACAGGGCCAACAGUGUCACGCGUGUGGAACAGAGGCAUGUGGGCCCCACACUUCUCAGUCGACAAACUCUUUGGGCCGAGCCGAGGUUGUUUGGACGCGAAGCGAGAGUGCUACUGGGGCGGGAGGCCUUGCGCUUCCAGGGGUUCCCUGUCAUGUGCUUCCUGGAAGAGUUGGCAGUGUGGAAAGAGCAGCAAGAGUCAGAGCGCAGCAAAGGGACGCUGUCCGGGAACAACGCUGCGAACAGGACGCGGUCCGGGUCGCAGGAGACGCUGCCAGCGGGGUUUCCAAGCGAAAACCUCAUGUGGGAUCUCGCGGGCAAUGGAAUGUCGCUUCCUGUGUUGAUGGGAGUCGUUCAAUCUGCAAUCAGCUGUCUGCCAUGGAGGACUAGUGAAGCUCAGAUGCGUUUGGCACAGCAGGACGAUGUCCGGGUUGCGUGCGAAGCGGUAGCGUUGCUCGAUAGCGACGUGCAGGUAGCUGCGAAGACGGCAGAAGCCCCGUCCGGACUUUUGAAGCGGAGACGCUUGCAGAAGUGA
Symbiodinium necroappetens is the source of this 1914-nucleotide messenger RNA. The record is from the annotation of a GenBank genome assembly. Lineage: Eukaryota; Dinophyceae; Suessiales; Symbiodiniaceae.